AUGGGUAGUAGUGGUACGUUUCUAGUCUUAAUUUGCAUCACUCAUCUUUUUGUUAUCAAUGGCGAAUUUACUCCUACAAAACCAGUCAAGAUCAUCAUAGAUGGUGGUGAGGCUGAGGCCCCUCCAUCGCCACAGCUGGAAUAUUACGAUUGGGCCCCUCCUCCUUCAUGCUCUCCCCUUCCACCUCCACCUCCACCCCCACCCCCACCCCCACCUCCACCUCCUUCAUGUGAACUCCCUCCCCCUCCCCCUCCUAUAUGCCAACCAUCACCGCCACCACCAUCACCACCUCCGCCCUCACCACCACCACCAUCACCACCUCCGCCCUCACCACCACCGCCCUCACCAAGCCCACCACCUCCGCCAUCACCAUGCCCACCACCACCACCAUCACCAAAACUACCACCUCCACCACCUCCAAGCCCACCACCACCACCACCACCAUCACCGAAACCACCAAGUGGUUUCGAGAGCAAGCUACUAGAAAGAGACUAUAAAGUAAUCCAAGCCUUCAAAAGCAAAGUGACAAGCGAUCCCACAGGCAUUACAAAAACAUGGAAAGGCAAGGAUAUUUGCCGCAAUUACAAAGGAUUCAUUUGCGACACUGUACCCUAUGUUAAACUAAAGGGCAUCGCCGGCGUCAACUUCAACAACAAGAAUUUGUAUGGCCCAAAUCUAACCCUCACCGAAUUCCUAACCGGUUUGAAAGAUCUCACAUUUUUCCAUGCAAAUUCCAAUAACUUCACCGGCUCCAUCCCCGCCGAUGUCGGCACACUCCGCUACUUAUACGAGCUCGACCUCAGUAACAACAAAUUCUCCGGCAACUUCCCCUACCAAGUCCUCCGUGCCAACAAGCUACUAUUCCUCGACCUCAGGUUCAACACCUUUUCCGGCGUAGUUCCUCCACAGGUCUUCCUUCUCGACCUCGACUUGCUCUUCAUCAACAACAACAAUUUCAAGCAAAAACUCCCUGAAAACCUUGGCUCCACGCCGGCGCUUUAUCUAACCCUGGCUAACAACAAAUUCGUUGGUGGAAUCCCUCGGAGCAUUGGUCGAGCUGCCGACACCCUACUGGAGGUUCUUUUCUUGAACAACCAGUUAACCGGAUGUUUGCCAUACGAGAUCGGAUUUCUGAAGAAAUCGACGGUGUUCGACGUCGGAUUCAACAGUCUAACAGGCCCAAUCCCACACUCGUUUCAGUGCUUAAAGAAAAUGGAGCUUCUGAACUUGGCUCACAAUAAGUUCUACCGGGAUGUGCCGGAAUCGGUGUGCAGCCUGCCGAAUCUAUCGAACUUCACUCUGUCGUAUAAUUAUUUCACUCAGGUAGGGCCACAGUGUCGGAAACUGAUAAGAAAUGGGGUUCUUGAUGUGAAGAUGAACUGCAUUUCGGAUCUCCCAAAUCAAAGAUCGAAGGCCGAGUGUGCUCAUUUCUUCUUGAAUCUUCCUUCUUGCCCUGAUGAAAAAUCUUUGACUUAUGUACCUUGCUCCAAAGGGUAUUCUGUUAAUCAAUCAGAGUCAUCAGCUGUUCAGUGGGCUACUCCGUCGCCGACACCGGCUCCUCUAGUGCGAAGUUAUGGUGCACUUUCGCCACAUUAA
This is a messenger RNA of Lactuca virosa, 1596 nucleotides long. Lineage: Eukaryota; Viridiplantae; Streptophyta; Magnoliopsida; Asterales; Asteraceae. The record is from the annotation of a GenBank genome assembly.